This is a messenger RNA of Purpureocillium takamizusanense, 6190 nucleotides long. It is a transcript of the gene SPO14, whose product is annotated as Phospholipase D. Gene Ontology annotation, biological process: phosphatidic acid biosynthetic process; intracellular signal transduction; cell motility. The transcript has 2 exons. Lineage: Eukaryota; Fungi; Ascomycota; Sordariomycetes; Hypocreales; Ophiocordycipitaceae. The record is from RefSeq and is a predicted model, not a curated record. Gene Ontology annotation, molecular function: D-type glycerophospholipase activity. Bases 443 to 5935 code for a protein of 1830 amino acids.
ACUUUCUGAUGGCGCCGUCGAGCUCCCAUAUGACACGACGUCCAUUCCUCGACUCGCAUCUCAAAGUCUUGUUCUCGCUCCAGUCCGGUCCGACGAAAUUCAUCCUCGGCUUCUGCUUGCGUGCCAAUCUCGCCGAAGUGGUGCGCAAGACGCGACCCGGGCCGACGGCAAGCUGAGCAGCUAUCCGCUCUCCCUUCAGCGAAGUACAAACAUCCAGAACACCGCCAGCUUUCUUCCUCGAUCUCGACAGCCCUUUUCGUGCUUCCGACACGAUUUUAAAGCGACAAACGGCUGUUCUGCCACUGAUUGCAGACCGAGUCCCUUCAAACUUCGACGUCUGUGCAGCAUGCUGUGUCCCAAGUGCCUGUCGCAUGGACGCAUCUAGAGGAGCUGCUGCUGCUCGUGUCCACCUUUCGAUAUAAUAUAGUGCCGACAUUACACCAUGGGCAGAGAUCACCAAGAAGACUCGGUGUCUCCGCGGACGCGGACGCCGCAGCUUCUGCCGUCGGCAAGCCCAUCGCAGUCCGCUCUCGCAUUGUCCAACUCCAAGUCCGACUCCCUUCACCCUCCCUCGGUCUCCGCGACAGGCCAACAGCCCGACGAUGGCAAGCGUGCUACGAGUGCACAGGUGAACACGAACGGAGCACCCAAGGAUGGAGAAGCCGCCACGAGCGGCGCUGACAACGGCAAAAGCCCCGGGCCGCGGCUUGAGAUUCCUCGAAUCGUGCAGCCCAGCGGCCAGCGGGACAGUGAUGGCGCGCUCUCGCCUGCCUCUGAGGCGACUGCUACGGCGCCGCCCUCCAUAUCUGGCAGUAGAAGCGUUCAGUUCGCGAGGCCGGAUGCUUUGGAGGAGUCAAUCCCAGCGCCCGCGCACUCCCGCCAUGGCUCCUGGGACGGGCCUGAAACCCCAGGAAAGUCCCGAGGCGCCUCCUUCAUGUCUAAGAUCAAGGCCUUGGCCAGCCCUCCCGCCCAACACACCCCAAGGAUGCUCAGCAUGCCCUCAGCACCUUUUGAGAGUGGAUCGCAGUCCUUGACCAACUCACCCACGGCUGUUCGUUUUGGUACUCGGCUCCCGGACACUCUCGUGGAAGAGCACUCCGAUGCCGAUGCCGAUAUCGAGGAAACCGCAGAUGAGUCAAACAUUCCCGAACAUGGUUCUUCCAAGAAGAAAAAGCGCAAGAUGAAGCGCUUCAAAAAGGGACACACCCCUUCACCCUCCAUAACCAGGCUCCCCUCCGACUUGGACGCGCUGGGCCUGGGGAGCCGCCUGCUGAGGCGUCGCGCAAGCAUGCCUGACACCUCGGCGCAUGACCAGGCCAUGUCCGAAGGCGAUGGUCGAGAUCAGAUGCGACGCAGGCCGUUCAGAAGAGGCCAUUCCUAUGCAGAGCCCAUGGCGCGGCCACCAGUGGACGACAUGGACGACAUAGAGGAAACUGCAGUAGUCGGUCGACGAACGGGUCAUUUGCGCCGCAUCACUGUCUUUGGCGGAGGCGGUGUAUCAGAUGGUGAUGCAAUGACGCCCCGCAGACCAUUCUUCAACUCGGAGCGAGCGUCCAACUUUGGCGCCCAAAAGUGGAAACAAGUCAAGAGCACGCUCAAGCUCCUCCGGCAGAAGAAGGAGGAUCGCUUCGACUAUUACAAGUCUGCAGAGCUGAUGGCUGAGCUGCGAGCGGGCGCUCCCGCAGUCCUGAUGCUAGCGAGCAUGAUCCAGCGAGAUGAACAUGGGAAUAAGAGAAUCCCGGUGCUCUUGGAGCAGCUCAAGCUGCGCAUCAAGGACAGCGCUCCCAUGCCCGAUGAUGACAAGGAACGCCACUGGAUCUUCACCAUCGAGCUUGAAUAUGGCAGCGGUCCCAGCCGGAUGAGCUGGAUCGUUAUCCGUACCAUUAGGGACAUCUACAACCUCCAUUUCCGCUACAAGUUUGCUCUCAGCAACGAAAAGUAUAUGCCGGGCCGCCUGGAUCUCGGAGCCCGGCCGAAGCAGCCGAAGUUCCCGUAUUCUGCGUUUCCCUAUCUUCGCCGCGCUCGAGACAAGAGCGACUCGAGCGACGAGGAGGAGCAGGCUAGUGUCCGUGGCGACGACACCGCAGGCGAAGGCACAGCAGGCGAAGGCAUUACAGAUGAUGGCCCAUACCAACCUCGGCGGAAGAAGUCGCGGGCAAACUUGUGGGGUAUGCGACGGCGCUCAACAGGCUUUACGGAUCCGGGCGAGGGCUCGAACGCUGAGGGCGGGCAAGCGGCGUUCCUAGACAUGAUGACUCGCAGACAGCGAUACGUGGAAAAGCAACGGCGCACACUGGAAAAGUAUUUGUCCGAGAUGAUUCGCUGGCUCAUGUUUCGAGCGGACAGCAACCGCCUGUGCCGGUUUCUGGAGCUGUCAGCUCUCGGAGUCCGCCUCGCUGCAGAGGGCAGCUAUCACGGCAAAGAGGGCUACCUGCACAUCCAGUCUUCAAAGGGCCUGGACUUCCGUCGCGUGCUGACACCCGCAAAGGUCAUCGCUCGGCACACACGCAAGUGGUUCUUGGUUCGGCAGAGCUACAUUGUGUGUGUCGAAUCGCCAGAGAACAUGAACAUUUACGACGUGUACCUCGUCGACUCCAAGUUCAGCAUCGUUUCUAAGCGGAAUCCGCUGAAGCAGAUGACGUCCAAGGACAAGCAGUCAGAAAUCGAUCUGACGGUGGAAGCGCCUCCAGACAAGCACCAUACACUUGCACUACACACAUCCGAACGCAAGGUCCGCCUUUUUUCACGCUACCAAUCGGUCAUGAGACAGUUCGAAGAGUCCAUCAACGAGAUGCUGCGACAGACGCCUUGGUAUCAACCAAAGCGCUUCGACAGCUUCGCUCCAGUCCGAACUGGCGUUUUCGCCCAGUGGCUCGUAGACGGCCGUGACUACAUGUGGAACGUAUCUCGAGCCAUCAACAUGGCCAGGGACGUCAUCUACAUCCACGACUGGUGGCUGAGCCCCGAGCUAUACAUGCGGCGUCCCGCUGCCAUUAGUCAAAAGUGGCGACUCGACAGGCUCUUGCAGAAGAAAGCCCGCGAGGGUGUCAAGAUUUUUGUUAUUGUAUAUCGAAAUGUCGAAGCGGCCAUUCCCAUCGACUCCGAGUACACCAAGUUCUCGCUCUUGAACCUGCACCCAAACAUCUUCGUUCAACGUUCGCCCAAUCAGUUCAAAAAGAACCAGUUCUUCUUCGCGCAUCACGAGAAGAUUUGCGUCGUCGAUCACGACGUCGCCUUUGUCGGCGGUAUCGAUCUUUGCUUCGGCCGUUGGGACUGCCCGCAGCACCCAAUCGUGGACGACAAGCCGACUGGCUUUGAGAUGACGGAGCAGCCCAAGGAUGCAGAGCACUGCCAGCUAUUCCCAGGCAAAGACUACUCGAAUCCGCGGGUGCAAGACUUUUUCCGGCUUAACGAACCGUACGAGGAGAUGUACGAUCGAAGCAAGGUCCCGAGAAUGCCUUGGCACGACGUGGCGAUGCAAGUCGUCGGGCAGCCCGCUCGAGAUCUAACACGCCACUUCGUACAGCGCUGGAACUAUCUUCGCCGUGGUCGGAAGCCAACUCGCCCACUACCCUUCCUAUUGCCACCCCCGGAUGCCAAGUUUGACGAGCUCGAGGCUCUCGGCCUGACGGGCACGUGCGAGGUCCAGAUCCUGCGAUCUGCAACAACGUGGUCACUAGGCACGGACGGCACAGAGCACAGCAUCCAAAACGCCUACAUCAAAAUGAUUGAGGAUUCGGAGCACUUUGUGUACAUUGAGAAUCAAUUCUUCAUAACCAGCACGGAAGCGUAUAACACCAAGAUCGUGAAUCGGAUUGGUGAUGCUCUCGUCGACCGCAUCAUUCGAGCCCACGAGAAAGACGAAGACUGGCGCUGCGUCAUAGUCAUUCCACUCAUGCCAGGCUUCCAAAACACCGUCGAUGAACAAGAAGGGACCAGUGUGCGGCUGAUCCUCAUGUGUCAGUACAAGAGCAUAUGCAGAGGCGAGCAGUCAAUAUUUGGGCGGCUCCGGGCCGCAGGCAUCGAGCCCGAGGAGUACAUAUCUUUCUACUCCCUCCGACAGUGGGGCAUCAUGGGCAAUGACGCACUCGUAACUGAGCAGCUUUACAUUCACGCCAAGGCGAUCGUGGUUGAUGACCGAGUGGCACUUAUUGGGUCUGCCAACAUCAACGAGCGCUCCAUGUUGGGAAUCCGUGAUUCGGAAUGCGCGGCCAUCGUCCGGGACACCGACAUGAUUUGGUCAACCAUGGCUGGCAAGCCCUACCAGGUCGGACGCUUUGCACACACACUUCGCCUGCGACUAAUGCGCGAGCAUCUUGGCCUGGAUGUAGACGAGAUAUUGGAGGAAGAGCGGCAGCAAGAAAUGGAUCGCGAAGCUUUCGAGCAAGAAAUGGACGCCAUUUAUCACGAAGAUCCGUUGAAUCCGGAUGGCGCUGGCCCCAGCUCCGGUCGCCGCGAGAGAGCACAGACGCAACGGCGUCCGUCAUCCCGGGCCCCAAGCUUCAACCGGGAGCUGGACAUGGAAAUGGCGCAAGCAAUCCACGAUGGCGAACCGCUUGAGAAGGGCAAAGAUGCCUCGGACAGCCGUGUGACGAGUGAAAAGCACGUCCUAGAUGUGUCGGGUUACGGGCCAGACCAAUGGAAGAGCGCCGGUCAAAGCGGUCUCGACCAAGGGCGCGACUCGGUCAUCAUCAAUGGGCGCGAAGUGCUCGUACAUGAUAUCGACACGUCGGGCAAAGGAGCGCUGGACUCUCCGAAGCCACCGCACGACACGGUACCGCCUCCUGAGAACCGCUAUCUGGAAUCCGGCGGAGGCGGCAACGCCGCUAUACCGCCGACGCCCUCCCUCACCCGCCGAACCACGGAGCAGCUGGGCUUGCCUCGUGCGGCACAGCUUCCUCCCCUACCGGUAGAGGAUGACACGGACAUUGGGGGGCCGCCUAUGCAUCUUGAUCCCGUUUCUGGCCAACCAAUCAACAGUGCGUUCCAUCCUAUGGCGGCUGAUAUCAAAUGCGUCGACAUCACCAAAGACUGCAUGCGCGACCCAGUGAACCCAAAUUUCCUCGACGAGAUCUGGAACAAGGCCGCGAUAAACAACACCAAGCUUUACCGCAGAGUCUUCCGCUGCAUGCCAGACUCUGAGGUGAGCACCUGGACCGAGUAUCGCGAGUAUUCGGCAUAUAGCGAGAGGUUCCGUGCAAGUAUGGAGGGAAAGAAUACUGGCGAGGAGUCCGAGAUGAAGCGCGAGACGAAUUUGCAGCACGCAUCGACCGCGGCUGGUGCAGGUGUCAGUGCUCCAGGGCCUGAAGCGAUGAUACACGCCGCGAAGCAGGGAGCCGAGAAGAUCCCCGAGAAGCUGGCAGAAAACUUGCCCAUCUCAGAUCAGAAUCAGGGAAAGACCAGCGUCAUCGUGCCAGGGGCGGGCGAGACCGAGCUGGAUGAGAAGGUGGCGCUACAGCACGAGAGCCAACGUCCAGACCCACGCGCGCCGACAAACCUAACCACAGCAAUGAACGCUGGGGCCGAGAGCCGCAUGGAAGCGUCUUCCCCCGUGUACCCUCCCGGCGAUACUGCGUUCCCUCCGUUGGAGACGACACCCACGAAACCCCUAGACCGCCAAGCCACCAAGAACACUGAGCGCAAGACGACCUUCUCUGCUCCGGACAAGCCACCGUCCAAGGAAUGCAAGGAAACUAGUGCGCCGCCGCCGGGACAGAACGGAUCCAUCAAGCGUCGCCGUCGUGGUACCACGAAGGGGAGCAAGCGCACCUUCAGUAUCGAAGAUAUGCCGUCCCGUGCCGACGCCGAAGAGCUGCUGAAGAUGGUGCAAGGCAACCUAGUUCAGUUCCCAUAUGAUUGGCUUCUUACGGAGGACCAGAAUGGCAACUGGGGUUAUCAGGUCGACGGCGUUGCCCCCUUGGCAAUCUACAACUAGUAUUUUCUUCGUAUCGAGAGUUGGUAACAUUUAGUUUCAAACGGCUGCGGAUUGCACAGCGCAUCAUCAAAAGGUUAGCAUGGCCUGGAGUUUAGCUGAGACAACAAUAAAGGAGCACGGAGUCACGACGUAUUUCAUCUACUCAUUUCCCUUCUCUUUCCUGCUUCAACAUCUCGUUCGCAUGAAACGGCAUAAAUUCGCUUGUAAUGGAAGGCUAGGUGCUCUAUUUUUACAAUAUUCCACAGUGUAGUGUAC